Molecule: messenger RNA, 797 nt
Organism: Spinacia oleracea (spinach)
Lineage: Eukaryota; Viridiplantae; Streptophyta; Magnoliopsida; Caryophyllales; Amaranthaceae
Product: signal recognition particle 19 kDa protein
Exons: 4
Coding region: 145-612 (155 amino acids)
Biological process (GO): SRP-dependent cotranslational protein targeting to membrane, signal sequence recognition; SRP-dependent cotranslational protein targeting to membrane
Cellular component (GO): signal recognition particle, endoplasmic reticulum targeting
Molecular function (GO): 7S RNA binding
Source: RefSeq, a predicted model, not a curated record
GGGUAUAUUAUGUGAUUCAAAAGACGCGAGUGUAUUUGGUGCAUUCUUGCAAACUUAGAACACUCUCACGUCUGUCAGGUCAGAGUCAUUUACUUUCUCUCUCAUACCAUAGCGAUUCAACCGGAGUUCAAACUACAUUCGCAAAUGGUUUUAAUAGAAGAAAAGAUGAAUGGCGAAUUGCCCAAUGUGAAGACGUGGGUGAUAUUAUAUCCAGUAUACAUCAAUUCGAAGAAAACAAUUGCCGAAGGCCGCCGAAUUUGCACUACCAAAGCUUGCGAAAAUCCUACUUGCGAUGAAAUUGGUGAUUGCUGCAAAUUUCUCAAUCUUCCUUACCAUAAAGAGGCUGAGAAGGCGUAUCCAAGAGACUUUAUGCAGAGAGGGAGGGUGAGAGUAUUGCUAAAACAAGAAGAUGGGAGUUUGUGUAAUCCUGAGAUUUCGUCGAGAAAACAUUUGAUGUUGCGAAUCGCAGAAAUGGUACCUCGGCAUAUUGGAAGAACUACUAAGAAACAAGAAACUAGUAAGAAGCAAGAAACUAGUAAGAAGCAGGAUUCAGCCUCCAGCUCUAGUAAUGCACCUGCUAAAUCUGGCAAGGGUGGAAAGAAGAAAAAGUAAAUCUAAUUCUUUGCUUAAUCAGUUUUUGUUGUUCAACAUGACAUUAGAAAAAGAACUGUAAAUUGCCAGUUGACAUUGUUGUGUUCAACUGUGACGAGUAUUAGAAGUAUUGUGUUUCUUAUGCGGUGAUGAUACUGAGGGUAGUCCCCUUUUUUAAAUGGAAAUACUGAGGUUGAUCUUGGUUA